AACAACCAUUUUUUCUGUUCAAAGUUUUUGUUUGUUUCUCUAACUCUAUUAAAACCAAGAAAGCAAAUCAUCAUCACUCAACAAGAGAGAGAGAUACAGAGAUGAUAAAGCUUUUUUUGGAUAAAGCUUUUUUAUUUAUUAGAACUUAGAACAGAGAGAGAGAGAGAGAGAGAGAGAGAGAGGUCUGUCAUAGAAAUGUGCGUUCUGAUAAGGACUUGUGUUAAAGAGAGCUAGGAAUAAUUACUUCUUCCUUCACACACUCAUUCUUAUGCCCUUUCUUUCUUUCUUUGUGUACAUUAUCAGUCCUGAACAAAACUGCUCGACCUUUAAUGUCUCUCCUCGUAUGUUUUUUCUCAAAACUUUCCACUGCAGAGUUGAAAAGUGUUCGACUUUUAACACCGUUCAUUAUUUUGAGUUAUUGUUUUUGUCCUUGUUAGUUUUCAACUUCUUGGUCUGGGAGAGAAAAAGGGUUGUCUUUACAUUUUCAAAUUCUGGGCUUUGAGUCGUUUAGACAGUGGCAUUGACUUGAGGCAAAUCUUGUGUUGGUUUUGGGGUUUGGCUUCAUCUUUAAGGUUUUUUUUAGUAAUGGUUUGGUGAGAUUGUGGACCUGUUUAUCUUCAAAAUGAAGGGUUUUUUUUUAAUAUAUAUUUUCGAUGUUGUUUCUUGUUUGGUUUGGUAAGCUGUAAAAAUUAGCUAGCAUUUUUGUCUUAUCUUUUAAGUUCCUAGAUUCUCAGAUUUCAAUUUCUUUUCCUUCCCCUUCUUGUUGCUUAAGAUUCUUAGCUUUUCCAUUUAUUUAGCCUUUUUUAUUUAUUUAAUUUUGCUGUUUACAAUCUCUUCCUUUUUUAAGUUUCUUUAAACCUUGGAGUUCUUUUCUUUGCUUUUUUAUGCACUUCUGGCUUGUUAGAUUCUCAUCUCUUGAGAAAAUGUUGCUUUUGUAGUUUUGCCCAGCUUGAAUUGAAGUACAUUUUUUUUUUUUGGAAUGUGAGCUGUAUGAUCCAGUACUCUCUAUAGCACUUGUCCCCAUCAUUUGCCUCGAAGGCAUACCGUGUAGAAAAGUUCCCUUCUUCGCUGUUCAUACUAAGGUUUCUCACUAAAAUUCAAAGAAGAUAGGAGAAAUCUAUUUUUGCAAAUAAUUGAAUAUCAGGUUCAAUUUUCUCGGGAGCGAGACUAGCAAGUAGUACAUGCAUGGAUCGAAGGGAUGCUAUGGCGAUUUCGGGCUCUGCCUCAUUUUAUAUGCACAGAGGGAUAACUAGUUCUGGUGGUAUGAAUGUUUCAUCUAACAUAAACACUUUAUCUAACACAAAUGUAGCAUUUCAACCAAAUAUUGGAGCCAAUACCAUGGGAUCGACAUUACCAAUGGAGCAUCCAGUAGCAAUUUCACCCCAUGGAGUCAAUGUGGGUGUGCCAUCUACAAUGCCACCCUCCGGUGAACCUGUAAAAAGAAAAAGGGGAAGGCCCCGAAAAUAUGGACCUGAUGGGGCUGUGUCAUUGGCACUGUCUUCCUCAUUGUCUACUCAUCCAGGGACAAUAACCCCAUCCCAGAAGCGGGGUAGAGGGCGGCCACCAGGGACUGGGAGGAAGCAACAAUUAGCUUCCCUUGGUGAGUGGCUGUCUGGUUCGGCUGGGAUGGGUUUUACUCCACAUAUCAUCACUAUUGCAGUAGGAGAAGACAUUGCAACAAAAAUAAUGUCAUUCUCACAGCAGGGUCCAAGAGCUGUAUGCAUCUUGUCAGCAAAUGGUGCUGUUUCUACCGUGACUCUACGUCAGCCAUCAACCUCUGGAGGCACUGUCACAUAUGAGGGACGUUUUGAGAUUUUAUGCUUGUCAGGCUCUUACCUGCUCACUAAUGAUGGUGGCUCUUGCAAUCGAUCUGGUGGUUUGAGUGUCUCCCUUGCUAGUCCUGAUGGUCGUGUUAUCGGUGGAGGAGUUGGUGGAGUGCUUAUUGCAGCAAGCCCUGUUCAGGUGAUAGUCGGGAGUUUCUUGUGGGGUGGUGGUUCAAAGACAAAGAACAAGAAAGUGGGAGGUCCAGAAGGAGCCAGAGACUCAGACCAUCAGACAGUUGAGAAUCCAUUAACUCCAACUAGUGUUCAACCAAGUCAAAAUCUUACUCCAACCUCCUCUAUGGGCGUCUGGCCUGGUUCACGGCCAGUGGAUAUGCGUAACACCCAUGUUGACAUUGAUCUGAUGCGUGGAUAAAGAUUCUGUUGAUUAUUCUGUGAGCAAUGUAUAUAAUUUGCUGUUUCAGCACAGCUUGAAUAUAAUCUUCUGAAGUCCGAUGAUGAAGAUUGAGGACAUCUGAUUCUGCACUUGACAUUUCUCGCUUCAUUUACUUAUGAUUGACCAUGGGUCGAACACUCGAACUCAUUGAAUGUAGCUUAAUGACAUUGUAGUUCCACGUUUUAGUGUUGUUGUUUCAACUUA
Populus nigra (black poplar) is the source of this 2421-nucleotide messenger RNA. Its product is annotated as AT-hook motif nuclear-localized protein 9-like. The record is from RefSeq and is a predicted model, not a curated record. Lineage: Eukaryota; Viridiplantae; Streptophyta; Magnoliopsida; Malpighiales; Salicaceae. Gene Ontology annotation, molecular function: minor groove of adenine-thymine-rich DNA binding. The transcript is spliced from 5 exons. Bases 1186 to 2196 code for a protein of 336 amino acids.